AUGCCCGAGUCUGCAAAAGAUGGAAAAACGAAGGACCUAGACGAAAACCCCGGCAAUAUCUUGCCGCUCCGCAUGAUGAGCAAGGUAGCGCGUGGAUUCGGGCGAGGAUCUUCCGAUCUGGGGAUUCCGACCGCCAAUCUGGAUCGUGACGCGCUUCAAGUGGCACGGCCUAAAAACGCCGGAGGUAUCCUUCAUGAUGACAUUCCGUCUUUUGAUGGUCUUCCUUGUGGAAUCUACUGGGGAUUUGCGCGAGUAGGUGAAAACCCUAAGUUUGUGGGGAAAGAAGCAGAAGGCGGGUCCUCGUUCUCUGGUGUUUACGCCGCUGCCGUAUCCAUAGGAUACAACCCAACCUACAAUAAUGAGACAAAGACGAUUGAACCACAUUUUAUUGCUCCAUCAUCAGACCCGCGUCGACGGAUUUCUACGACCGCCCGAUUCGACUUUCCGUGGUAG
Molecule: messenger RNA, 453 nt
Organism: Phaeodactylum tricornutum CCAP 1055/1
Lineage: Eukaryota; Bacillariophyta; Bacillariophyceae; Surirellales; Neidiaceae
Gene: RFK
Product: riboflavin kinase
Exons: 3
Coding region: 1-453 (150 amino acids)
Biological process (GO): FMN biosynthetic process; riboflavin biosynthetic process
Molecular function (GO): riboflavin kinase activity
Source: RefSeq, a predicted model, not a curated record